Messenger RNA from Pocillopora meandrina, 8964 nucleotides. The record is from the annotation of a GenBank genome assembly. NCBI's taxonomy places the organism in Eukaryota, Metazoa, Cnidaria, Anthozoa, Scleractinia, Pocilloporidae.
AGGGAGGGGAGGCAAAGUGGAAUGAAGAGGAAAGCGCCUUGACACAUCUCAACUAGGCUACAUUUAACCCAUUCCAUUUUUUUUCCGUUUUCAACUUUUGCUUUCUAGAAUACCAACGAAGCUUUUGCUUCAAUGAAAUGAGGUGAACGCAUUUCAAUUUCCCCUUCCAACCCUUGUUAGAUCGAAUCAUACUGAACACAAAGAAAGAUGGCGGGUAAUUGUACACUGUUUAUAGAAGACCAACACUACUGCGUAAGUAUCGAUCUUUCCGUUUCCUUUGAAGUCAGUGAGGUAAGUAAUUUCUCUUCUCUAUCUAUGGUGUUUUACAGAAAAUUAUCGCCAUUGUCAAGCAGACGGUCGCUUCUUUUUCUUUGGUUGCCAGGUGAGAACUGACCAAACAUGUUCCUCUUAAUGAUAUUGUGAAAUGUUUAAGAAACGUUGUAAAUUACAGAGCAGAAAUGGCUCCAUAUCUCCCCCUUUUUUCUUUAUAUGGAAACAUACCAUAUUACUCUUACAUCCUAAAUUCUAUCGAAGUUUUGAAAGCAUGUCGAUUCAUUACAUAUUUCCUGAUCAAUGAAGCUCGUUCUAUAGGUUCGUAUGUAAUUACUUAAUAUUAUGUUCAAAUUUUAAGAUGUUUGCGUAGGCUAGAUUUUCCUCAGCGUAUCGGUUUUAAACUUGAAUUUACGAUCGCUCUAACAAGUUCAAAGUGAUGUUUUGCGUAUAUUGACGUACAGGUGGAAGAUUUAAAAAAUCAGAGGAUUCGAUCGACCAAUAACAGCUUACCAGAUCUUACCCGUGAUACUGUUAAACUGUUUUCAUUCAAAUCUGUCUGAGCUUUAACCUAUCAAGUAAAUUUGUUAUUAUAUAUUUGAGGUAUGAAUUUAUUUCAUGAUGUAAAAUUUAAUGAUCUGUCAUCAUUUACAAUUACAUUUUGCAGCCUCUUCAUAAUAUUUGUUAUAUGGCUUUUCAGAAAGUACAAGUAUUUUGUGCAGGUAGAAGAUCCUCAUUUUACAUAUAACCAUUGGAAAUAAUUGAUGAUGUCAAAAACCACAUUACUGAACAUCAAUGACUCACAAACUACUCUGUUGACUAGGAAUCUGCACAAUGCCUUACUUACAGCACUAACUACUUUCCAUGGUUUACUCUGGAAAGCUGGCUUACCAGCAUAGAACAGACUCCACUCAACAGGUGACCACUACUGCUGGCACCAUUCAAAUGACUUAUUCGUGACAUAAACAUGCAAAUCAAUGGAACAGAACAAGCUAACUUUACUGAUGAAUUGAAACUGACCAAACAUGAUUUACUUCUGCUACUUGAGUCAUACAUCUAAUAACAUCACAGCUAAACUGACCAGUCAGUAUACACAAACUGAACCUAGUAAAUUUGACUGACAAUAACAACUCACUUGACUCUGAUGAUGACUUCCACUCAGGUAAUUGAAAUGUUAGUGACUACUACCAACAACAAUUCUGCACAGGACUGAUGACCUGAUCUGAUGAUCUGAUCUGCACAAUCAUAUAAAAAUAUUUAAUGAUGGAAUGUGGCUGAACGCAGAGCUAAUAGUAUGACAGUAAGCACUUCCAAGAACAGAAUAUACAGAAUGUUAAAUUAUGUAACAAUAUUAUUUAUAACAGAACGCGUAAAUUUGUCUAAUCAAAUUCAAUUGCGUGAGUGUGCUUCAUACUCCUAUUGUGCACGCUCAUGAUGUCAGCGAACAAAUCUCUUGAGAAAAAAAUUUCUUCGUGAUUUUUUACUUUGGGAUUUUACUAUUAAACAACUGGUUAAGACUUCAUUGGCAAUUUGAGCUAAACAUGGAAAGUUGUGAGAAAGCUGAUGAGGAAGAAAUGUUUUCCUGAAACAAAAUUAUCAAUGCACUGAAGCGUAGCAGAAGGAAUAUAUACCCUUUUACAACAUUUAAACCAUCGGUUGAAAAUGAUAUUAAACAAUUGGUUCAUACAUCAGCUGUGCGUUCAUUGAGAUAUAAAGCACUUGGGAAGUUUGGAGAGCACGCAAGAAGCUAGAGUUGCUCAAGGUGUAGCCUCGAGCAACUCUUACGCAUCCUUCGAGCUCUCCAAACUUCCUGCGUGCUUUAUAUCUUGAUGAAUGCACACUGAUGUAUUAACUAAUUGUUUACUGUAAAUGACUGUGAAUAUAUGAUAAUCACAUAUGUGAACUGCGGAUUAAGAAAUGAAUAUAACAGUGAUCUUUGCAGCAAUGAGCACUAGUUAUGCAUUAGUGAAAAUAAGGUCUGAAAAAAAAUUUAGGCCUGUAUGGGAUUUUAACCCAUGACCCCUGUGAUACAGGUGCAGUGCUCGACCAACUGAGCUAACCAGCCAACUGGGAACUGGUCCUUAUUUGGUAGAGCACUGCACUGGUAUCACAGUGGUCAUGGUUUAAAAUUUGGAACGGGCCUCAAUUGCUUUUUCAGGCCUUAUUUUUACUACUGCUUAAGUAGUGUUCAUAACUACGAACUUAAGUUUUCUUUCAUGUUCAAUGUUAUGUGUCCUCACCACUUACUUGUGGUUCAUGUCAACAGAGACUUAUUUUGGCUCUUACUUCUGCUGCUUGUCUCGACAGUAUAAGCUAUCUACUGGUAAGUGUCCUGCUUGAAGCUCCUUUUAAGUCUAACAGAGAUAUAUUGUAGAUAUACUCACAGAUAAACAUACCUUUUGCUUGUGGUGAGUGAAGCACUUCUCACUUUAAUUAAUCUAUUUUGUUUUUAAAUGAAGUAAAGCCAAAGACUGUUGAUUGAGCACUUUUUUUGAAGUAAAAUAUUACACAUUACCAAAGAGUUGUAAACUUGAUAAUGUACUUUACAACUCCAGACAGGUGUUCCUCCAGAUGACAACACUUUAUGUGACUUUCAGGCCUGGCUUCUUUCAUUUACAAGUAUGUUGACUGUUUCAAGUUGAGAGAUAGCAUUUAUUUGUAGUUCAGUUCAUUUUCAUAUUCUAUUGUGGCAACCUUAUGCUGUAAUUAUGAUAUUUAACAAUCAAUCAACAAGUUCAAGCAAACACUUUUGCUGUUCAUCUCAAAUAUUUAUUUAAGAGCUAUACUAUCAUAUUAGAUGGCCUUCUGAUGACUUUCUGUUCAGUGAAAACUUCACAAAAAAUGCUGGCUACAUCCCCUGUGUCCAUUAUCUCAUAAAAAAAACCCAGCUGAGCAUUUAUCAAAACACCUGAAAACCUUUUGGGCCUGAAAAUCAUCUAGUAACCCACUUAAAAAGGCACCCACAAAUAUAAGGCCUAAGUAGCAUUAAUUAUUUCUCCUUGUGAACUUUGAAGGAACUCCUUAUCUCCCCAAAACUUUUUCCAGGUGAUUUGAUCUGAAAUAAAAUGGCAGUCAUCAGGGCUGUUCUGAAUUAAACUAUACAGCUAAGAUGAUAUGUGGUGGGAACAUUAAUACUGAUUAUGGAACAAAACAACAUUUUAAAAGGUGGUGAGAGAAUUCCUUAUUGUCAGUGGCUUUUUUCUGGGACAAAAAAGUGGGACUCAGGGUAUCAGUCUCCUCUAAGCACAGAGGUGGGGUCAAAGAUAUAUUUAUGUAUUUAAGAAUAUGUUUUCAUAGCUGGCAGUAAAGCCAGAAAAAAACAAUGAAAAAUUCAAGUGAGAAUACAGGGCUUUUGGCAACUUUCAGAAACACUCUGUGGGACCUGAGAAAAUCACCUGAAAUAUGGUAUCAAAAAGUUUUUGGCCUGAGAAGUUUUUAUGUCUUUUGAGAAAUGCAUGCCUGGAGUUUUUCUUUGUUAAUGUAGUACAUUUUCUUUUCCCAUGCUUGCUGUAAUUAAAUUUUAAAUCUCUCUUAAUAGUUUUUUUCAUUUAUCACCAUCUUACUGAUCAUAAAGGAAAUUAUACAAGUAAUGUGAAAUAGAUUUGGUCUGUAUUUUGUAGGUUUCUCUGUCCUUCUGUGGGUUUGCUGCAUCACCUUUAACUUAUACUGGAAUGCUAUAAAAGAAGUCAAAACAGAUAAAUUUGAAAAGUUAGUCUGAUUUUUUUUUUUGAGUAAUACUGCAAGUCUUAAAACUGAGAAGAUUAUGUUUUGAUUCAACAGGUUGUUUAGUGAACAAUCUGACUAAAUUGCAAGACAUGUAAGCAAAGCUCAAAACUACAAUCCAAUUGUCCUUACAGUGUGCAGUUUAUUUCUCUUGUGCCUGAUUGGUUUUUUUCCAAGGAGUAUAAUAAGAUCCCAUAAUUGUUUCUGGCUUCCCAUUUUUGUGAGUGAGUAAUGUUUAUUAGUAACAUUUAAGCCUGGUUGACAUGUGCGGCGUGAAUGCAAAUGCAAAUGUAAGCAAGUUCACAUAUCCAAUGUGAAUGCAAGGAAAGUGAGAUACACAAGCACAGUGUAAGUAUUUUUCCAAGAUGGCUGAUGACGACAAAGCUUUUUUGUUGCAAAGUUUGCUGCAGUAUGUUUUAUCAUUUGUUUUUGUUUACAGAGCCCUGAGGAGAAAUUUUACUUGUACACUGUUUACUAAACUGUUCAAGAGGCACUGUAUUCCUACAUCAAUGUCUUUGCUGUAUAUGUGUACAUUCUUUCGUAAAACAUACUGUCUUUUAAGCCCACUUCUUUGGCCACAUCUUUCCAAGCAAGACUUGUCUUUGAUUUGUCUUUCAAUUCUGGGAAACUUUUGUCAAAACAAGUUUUAUUUUUUAAAUAAAAGGCGUAAGUUUCUAAAGAAACUGUCAUGCUACAUUGGUGGGAGAGUGUAGCAGGUAAUUUAGUGUUAACAACUUGGUUAAAAAUGUAAAUUGGCCUUUGUAAAGAGUAAAAAAGCUGAUGUUUCAAGUGUUAGCCCUUCGUCAGAGCAAUUUUUCUGACAAAGUACUAACACUCAACCUAGUUGUUAACACUAAGUUACUACUUUUGAAAUGGUGGAAGACAUUCUUGCCAUCUCUUUCUGAACUGUUCAAUGGUGUCAUAGAACCGAUAGAGCCUGUGCUUUUCAUCUUGCAUUUGUGUUGCCCUACUUCACACAUGUGGGAAGCAAAUGCAAGCACAAGAAAGUGGAAUUUUUUUAAUCCUCUAUGCCUUUUAAGUACCAGUAAUCAGGGUAGUUUCUAUUUCACCUAGAACCUUUUAAGUAGCUUCUAAUGGGUCUGUAAAAAAAAUUUUUCAUUCCAUGCUCUGAUAUACAUUAAUUAGAUUAGAAAACACAUGGUACAUAUUUUUUUUGCAGAUAUUAUCACCUUGUCUCAUGGGGAAUCCCCUUUGUAGUGGCCUGCUUACCUCUGAUCAAUGACCAUUAUGGACCUGCAGGGGCCUGGUGGUGAGUAUUUACAUUGUAGAUUAUGCAAUUCACAAAAUGAAUGAACAAGAAAAAAGUUUUGGCCUCAUGUUAUCAUUGUUGUAGGUAUUGAAUGUUACUUUUUGCAGCUAUGGUUCAUGUUAGUUUGAUUUUAUUCAGGUACAUCUUAUGAUGUUAUAUUAAGAUAUACUAAUCAAUAUCUUUCUGUUAAAUUCAGGGAAAAACAGAAUUGGAAACAUAGCCAUACUAAUUAAAAAAAUUAAAAAAUUUCCUAGAUUGUUAUUGGUUAAAAAACUUCUAUUUUCACUAAUUCUCUUACCAAGUUGUUAUGAACAGUUUGUUAUCAAAUGGUUCAAUAAACCAAUUACAUUCAAAGUGGUAGUUUAAAUCAACCAAUCACAACCUUGGUUUCAACUUGGUCUGUAAUCAUACCUGUGAUAAACAAAUUGGACUCCCACUGCUUGUUUGUCCGAUUUAUUAUAAUUUGUAUGAUUACAGACCAAAUGGGCUCCACUCAGUCCUAUUACCAUUACUUAUUCUGUUGUUUUCCUUUCCACAAACUUGCAUGUUAAUAAUUAAAAGGAGGAAGGGAAAUAUGAGUGAUGAAUAAAGUAGCUAGUGUUGGAAGAAUAUAAAGCUAUGUUAAAACACAAAAUUAGCUACUCAAUUUUAAAGAGUAGCAUUUUUUUUCCAGUUGGAUUUCAAAACAAAGUGACAACAGCGUAGCAUGGAGAUUCGCCACGUAAGUGAAUGAGGUUACCAGUAUGGCCUAUUUGCUCUAUAUGUUUUUUUGGUAGCAAGAUUUAAGUCAUUAUGGUCAGAGUUAUGGCACAUAUGUUAAAGUUUGGUAAAUUUGGUAAAUUAAAAUAUCAUUUUACUCAAGGUAUGAUAGGGUGAUUUUUGUACAGCAAAGGGUUAAAUCUAGUGAGUGGUUACCAUGUGUUGUUUAAUCUAAAUUGAAGGGAAUUCUCACUCAAGUACCUUUGUUAUUAAAUUUUUCUACAGAAAUGAAUGUUAUAUUGAACUGAACAUGGCUGUAAAUAUUCUUUUGUAACAGUUGCUUAUAAUCAAAAAUGCUUUGUGCUUCUAAUUCACAGAUAUUAUAUUCCUGUGUAUCUCUGUAUCAUUGGACUUUUUGUUGUUUAUUCUUACAUCUUCAUAACAAUUAGGAGACAGGUCAGUUUUUUUACAUGUCUUUGAUCUCACAGACGAUUGAUUGAGUAUUAAUAGAACACUGAAUCAAUAAAAUGGAACUGGAACUCAUUACAUGUCAUUUUUUGGUCAGAGAUAUAACAUCUUGUAAUCUAGGAAGGAAAAUGGAAAUGCUGCCCCACUUUUUGUCCUUCAUGGCCAUCUUCAUAGCUGUUUCAUUGCACAUGGCUUUUGUAAAUGAAAAUUUUGUUCACCUUUUUCUCCCCUUUUUAACUUAACUGUGAGUAAAUUUCACUUCAAGUGAGUGUCUGAGCUGUAUUUCAACUGGCAGAUAAAACGUUGGGAGGGUACAUACAAUGCUGAAGCUGACAGAAGCAAAGUAAGUCUAUUGAAACAUUUUAUCCGUAUAAUUUUUUGUAUCUUUGCAUAGAGACCCAGUUAUCUUUUGCUUGACUCAUUCAUUUUGAGUUUUUCUCAUUUGAGGAUACAGCUGGGCUAGUGACAGCACAAACAAAACUUACCUGUUUUAACUUAAAUUGUGUUUAUUUGUUAGGAGCUGAUGAAACAGGACAUUAGGCCACUGAUGUGGUACCCUGUAGUUUAUCUUUUGACAACAAUAUGUCCUCUCAUAGACAGGUUGGUGCAGCUAGUUGUAGUGAUAUAGUCUUUGUAGAACUUGCCAUGCAGAUAAUAAAAUAUGUUUACUUUUGUAUAGUUCAAGGUUUUUGUCUGCAAGAUACACUUUGCAGAACAACUUUGGAAAACUAACAGAGGAUCAGUGUAACCCAAUAAUAUCAGUGAGAAACUAAGCCAUAUACUUUUUUGGGCUAAUAAAUUUUAGGCUCUCUCUUUUCCAUUGUACUAUUUCAAUAUUUAAAGAAGAGACAGAUAUUUCUUUGAAAUAAAUAGCAGAUUUACAUGUGUAUGGUGAUAAUUAACUUGUGACUACAUAAUAAGAAAAGGACAGAUUUUUAUUGAAACAUGACUGCUUUUUUCAUUGGAUGGAGUGCUACAUUCUGUUUACUUGGAAUGGCUGGCUCAGAGACAAAGAAGCUGUAGGCAUGUUCAUUGUCAAUGCAUACUUGUUUGCAGAAUUCAGAAUGCAGCAAGCCCCCAACCCAAUUUCACAUUGCUGCUGCUUCAAGUACUGUCUAGUCCCCUGGUUGGUAAGUGGAAUGCUAGGAUCUUGAAGAAAGAAUGGGAAAAUUUUUUAAAGUUACCUCAAGUAAUCUCUGUGAUAUCCUGUUUGUAGGAGUCAAGUUCUCAAACAGAGUCAUAGUUUUCUGGAUCCUUAGCCUACUGAUUGUCAAACGACCAAAAGUGGUUUAUGAUGCUGAUGAUGGUUAUAAUUUGGAUGCUUAAGCAUAUUAAUGGUGACAGAUUAUAAGUGACACAGUUUUUAAUUAAGUUUUAAGUUUACUUUGCAAAGUUAAAGAGAGCAUUUUUGUAAAGGGGAAAGAAUUCUUAAGGGAAUUUAGUGAUGUAUGGAUCACAUGUUGUUGUGGCAUAAGUAAUACAAGCAUUUCAACUUACAAGCUUAUUUUGUUUAGGAAUGUUAAAUGCAAUUGUCUUUGGUAUGGAUAAGGAAACAUUGAGCAGGCUGAACUGCAUCCAAAUGAAGGUAUGAAUCACCCCUUUGUUGUAAUUUAAUAUUUCCUAGAGUUGAAUAACAUUGUUGUUUUUGUAUUUUAGGUUGCUUUGAUACAACACACAGCAGCUAAGAAGCCUCUUGUUCGGGAGUAUCCUGUUGGAGAAACAAAUGAAGUCAGACCCAAUGAUGAUUCAUCCUGGUCCUCAGCUACAUCAACAGAAUCCCCAUAUCCACCCUCUCCCACACCAGUUGCUGCACCACCUCCUCCCUUAGAUGAGCAGGUAGCAACCUAAGAUGAAACAGGCUGCUGCUGUGUAAUGUAAUGUUCUAUAUUUAAAUGGCCUGCUUUGUUGUAAAAUUUAAUUUUGGAAAUCACGGUAGAAUAAGUAUUUCAGACAUGUGCAACUCAACACCUUGAAUUAUGUAAGUACACCAGUCAGCAUUUCAAGUGUUCGUUUUUGACAACGUUUGUUUGAGUAUUUUUCUCUAUGUACUGUGGAAGGACCACAAACACAACAUUUGGCCUUUGCUGAUUUUGACCACAAACCUACCUUAUAAUUGAAAGUUAAGAAUUAUUGCCCUUGGUAAAAGUUUUCCAUCUACCGAUCUUCGUUACCUGCCUUUCAGUUGAUAACUAUUAUCGUUUGACUUCUCGAACAGUCCAUGUUCUGUUGUUUCCGUUGUGUUUUUCACUGGGGAGAUUAACGUGGUAUAUGUUUUGUGAGUGAAUAGAUCCUUCCAUGUAAAUCGGUUCACUGUAAACAUAGCAAGAAAUGUAAAUACAAGCUAUAUUAAGGUUGUAAUAAUUAUAAUAUAUUGCCACUAGCACAACAGGAAUAAUUCAAGCAUACUGUCCUAUUCACUGAACAAACUCUUCCACAUUCUUAUCAAAUUUGAUCCGCCCUCCACCCCCUCCCAGCUUGCAAAAUAACUGUCAUCCACGUGCUAUUUUUGUUCUUUAAUAAAACCGUGAAACGUG